CUGUUUCAAAUAGUUCGAUUCUGUUUGUCACCAGAAGGUGUAAUACGUUAUCGCCAGGAGUCGGUUCUCUGUUCAACUGCUCAAGAUAUCUGCUUAACAACAUCCAAGUGAAGUUCUAAUUUCAAAAUGCCUCCCAAAUUGUCAAAAAAGCAGAAGAAGAUGUUGGCACUGGAAAUGGCUGAUAAAAAGAAACAGGAAGCAGAGAAAGAAAGGAUCAUGCUUAUACAGAAUGAGAAGCUGCGUAUUGAGCUGGAUAAGAAAGCAGCAGAGGAAAAGGCAGUGAAGGACCUGGCAGAGCAGAAUGUUCGCCUGACACAGCUGAGUGAUACACAGAGCAUGUUUGCUCACUUUGAGGGUCAGACAUGGCUUGAAGAAACCAGGGCUAAGGAGUUAGAUGAGUGGGAGCAGUACAUGAAAUGUGAUGGUCUACCAGAUCCUGCUAAUGUCCCACAAAUGAAUACAUUCCUUUAUUUGUGGAAGCAGGAAGAUGAUGACAUAGAAACUGUUGUCAAGAAGACAGACAUCAUUCUUGCUCUCCUUAAUAAACUUGAAGAACUGAUAGACAUGCCUACUGGUGUCAGUGGUCGCCAAGUAGAACACUGGAAAGAGGUGAGGAAUGACUUCCGUGCAGAGCAACAGCGUCAUCUGGACAAUGCCUGCUACAAGCUUUUGAGCAACAUGGAACAAUCGAUGACACUGACGGGGCUGAACGAGGCAAGCUUCCGCAUCAAGUCAAGUCACCUGCUACUGCUCCUGUGGGCUCUGCUGCCAUUGCCACGAGGUCAUGCUCCACCACCAGAUGAGCCCAAGCCCAUAAAGACAUGCGAGAUGAGUGAGCUCGGGCUGCUAGUGCAGUUGCCAGGGUCUUUGGCAGAUGUGGACCUGGUGGUGCGGGGCUUACAUGUCAACUACGACCACUAUUCUGACCUGAGUCCUUCCUGUGAGCUGAAGCAACAGUUCGAUGUUAAGCCAAAUGAUCUUCUUUCUGUGGUCAUUCAAGAAUGGGAACAAAAAGCUGCGCUGCAACUGAAAGUGGAUGAGGAUAUGGCAGAUCAUACUAGGCAACGCUGUGAGUUACUAGCUAAAAUGACAGCUGUCCCAUCACCACCAAAAACACCAUCUUCUGGUAAAGGAUCAAAGUCAGCUCCUGACCCUCAAGUAGACCAGCCUAACUACGUCAAGAUGCUCCAGGAGAUGCCUCCAGUAAAAACAGCAUCACAGCGUUUCCAGGAAGCUGAAGAUGAGGACGAAAAAAUGAUGAAGGAGAGUCUUACAUAUGUGGGACAACCCAGUGAACUGAAUCUUCGUAAGUUUGUCAUUCUUUCUGGUGUGCUACAUGUUGAUGUCAUUAAACAGUUACCUCAACCGCAGAAACUGCCGCAUGGGUGGAGUAUUCAUAUAGUGCCCUUACCAGCACAGCUACAACCAGUGGACUUUUGGGCUAGGUACCAACCACCACCACCACCAGAACCAGGGCAGAAGCGACUUCCAGAAGAUAUUGAAGCUGAGCUCAGAAAGCAAGAGCAAGAGUUGAAUGAACUUUCUCUCAUAAGUAUAGAGCUGCCUGAUAAUGUUCUGUGGUUUGAACCACCAACUGUGGUCAGGUGGGAUGGUGAGAAAGGUUUCUGGUCAACUGAAGACUGUCAUGACACAAAGUUUAAUGAAGAUAAGCAGGUUAUAACAUUUAGGCUUGGGAGGUUCGGUCCAAUAGGCCUUGCUGCUUAUCGCUACUUUAAUCUCCCAUACCAGUCUUGGGAAAUGAAACCUGACCUCAAGAAUGGGGGAAUAAUAUUGAGCAUAACAGCUACAGUUGUCAUUGUGGAGUUUCAUAUAAAGGGGGACAAGGUGUGCUUAAAUGCCCUGCAGAAUGGUGCAACUAAUGCUCUGCAAGAUAUUGUUGGGACGUACUUCAAACCAUAUUUUCUAAUUAAGCAGAUGAAAAGAGGGGGAGUUGACAUCUUCCCACCAGUUGAUGCCUUUUGUUAUGUGGAAGGUUCUGCACCCAAACACUGUGUGGCAGAGGACCACCUGUAUCACUGCAUGGCACAUGCUUCUAGUGUUUACAACUUUGCCUGGAGUCGCUGGAAUCUGUUGGCUGGGAGACGUAAUAUGAUAUUACAGAUGCGAGAGUAUCUUGACCGUAGGAGAUUAGCAAACCACAGUACUCUGCAUGCAACGCCUCUGAAAGCCACCCUUGUUGACUGCACCGAGUUCAGCCAGUCAUUUGUAUCAGAAGUAGUUCCUGGCCUAAAGUUUUAUGCAGAUCUUUAUCACUUGCUGCAACAUCAGGCAUCACCACAGGCCAAAAAAAUAAUGAAGGAUGUUUCCUAUUCUCAAGUGCACACGGUGCAUGAAAUGCUGCAAAAAACAAGAGUGCUCAGCUAUUCAUGAUUAAUUAUAAAUGAUUUACAUUUAUAUUUGUUUUAUGUUUUAUAUAAUGUGUAAUGCAGUAUAUUUGUACAGCAUUUUAUUAUACAGUCUUGUACUUUAUUGCUCAACUGAAAA
Schistocerca cancellata (South American locust) is the source of this 2505-nucleotide messenger RNA. RefSeq names its product dynein axonemal intermediate chain 7-like. Gene Ontology annotation, molecular function: beta-tubulin binding; microtubule binding. Gene Ontology annotation, cellular component: axoneme. Lineage: Eukaryota; Metazoa; Arthropoda; Insecta; Orthoptera; Acrididae. The transcript is spliced from 17 exons. The record is from RefSeq and is a predicted model, not a curated record. Bases 127 to 2391 code for a protein of 754 amino acids.